GCUUCACCCACCACCUCCCUACCAUGGACCCCCGCAAAGUGAACGAGCUUCGGGCCUUUGUGAAAAUGUGUAAGCAGGAUCCGAGCGUUCUGCACACCGAGGAAAUGCGCUUCCUGAGAGAGUGGGUGGAGAGCAUGGGAGGUAAAGUACCACCUGCUACUCAGAAAGCUAAAUCAGAAGAAAAUACCAAGGAAGAAAAACCUGAUAGUAAGAAGGUGGAGGAAGACUUAAAGGCAGACGAACCAUCAAGUGAGGAAAGUGAUCUAGAAAUUGAUAAAGAAGGUGUGAUUGAACUAGACCCUGAUGCUCCUCAAGAAAUGGGACAUGAAAAUGUGGAGAUAACGGAGGAGAUGAUGGAUCAGGCAAAUGAUAAAAAAGUGGCUGCUAUUGAAGCCCUAAAUGAUGGUGAACUCCAGAAAGCCAUUGACUUAUUCACAGAAGCCAUCAAGCUGAAUCCUCACUUGGCCAUUUUGUAUGCAAAGAGGGCCAGUGUCUUCGUCAAAUUACAGAAGCCAAAUGCUGCCAUCCGAGACCGUGACAGAGCCAUUGAAAUAAAUCCUGAUUCAGCUCAGCCUUACAAGUGGCGGGGGAAAGCACACAGACUCCUAGGCCACUGGGAAGAAGCAGCCCAUGAUCUUGCCUUUGCCUGUAAAUUGGAUUAUGAUGAAGAUGCUAGUGCAAUGCUGAAAGAAGUUCAACCUAGGGCACAGAAAAUUGCAGAACAUUGGAGAAAGUAUGAGCGAAAACAUGAAGAGCGAGAGAUCAAAGAAAGAAUAGAACGAGUUAAGAAGGCUCAAAAAGAGCAGGAGAGAGCCCAGAGGGAGGAAGACAGACAACAGUCAGGAGCUCAGUAUGGCCCUUUUCCAGGUGGCUUUCCUAGGGGAAUGCCUGGUAAUUUUCCCGGAGGAAUGCCUGGAAUGGGAGGGGACAUGCCUGGAAUGGCCGGAAUGCCUGGACUCAAUGAAAUUCUUAGUGAUCCAGAGGCUCUUGCAGCCAUGCAGGAUCCAGAAGUUAUGGUGGCCUUCCAGGAUGUGGCUCAGAACCCAGCAAAUAUGUCAAAAUACCAGAGCAACCCAAAGGUUAUGAAUCUCAUCAGUAAAUUGUCAGCCAAAUUUGGAGGUCAAGUGUAAUGCCCUUCUGAUAAAUAAAGCCCUGCUGAAG
Gorilla gorilla gorilla (western lowland gorilla) is the source of this 1161-nucleotide messenger RNA. RefSeq names its product putative protein FAM10A5. Gene Ontology annotation, molecular function: protein dimerization activity. Bases 24 to 1130 code for a protein of 368 amino acids. Lineage: Eukaryota; Metazoa; Chordata; Mammalia; Primates; Hominidae. The transcript has a single exon. The record is from RefSeq and is a predicted model, not a curated record.